AUCCACAUUCUCUCCAAUGCCUCCAACCAGAAAGGACAAGAAAAAACCCCCGACUUUUAAUCACUUCCCCCCCACAAGAGCGAAGGCUCUGAAGCAGGCAUGGGUAGAGAAAGCCAAAAUCAAGAGUAAAUGGAAGGCAGAAAAACGCAAAAUGGGUCUUGCGCAAGCGCCGGAGAAUCCUGUACAGGAAGGAGAUGCUACGAACGAGAUUAAUCAAAUUGAGCAACAGCACGUCACUGAGCGCGAAGUUCAGGUUGAUACUUCCAAGGAACUUCGCACUUCCUCUCGACCGCGCAAAGGAAAAGACUCGACUGCUCAGGAAACUCAAAAUAUCAGAAGAGAUCAUGUAGAAUCCUCACAAUCGGGUGGUCUACGUGAAUUAGCACGGAAAGCGUAUUCUCGCGAAUCAUUGCAUACCUACAAAUCCGACCCCCUCAAACGUCGGUCGAACGGGGAACAUGUGAAGAAAGGUGGCGGUAGAGGACAGCCCAACAUGAAAUUACGGAUGAAUGCCAUGCUUGAGAAGAUUCAAAGGGAUUACUCAUAAGUAUCUAGCAUUUUCUUUAUUUUCAUCUACGGCCAUGGAAUCCUCGGAAUC
This is a messenger RNA of Marasmius oreades (fairy-ring Marasmius), 598 nucleotides long. RefSeq lists its product as uncharacterized. NCBI's taxonomy places the organism in Eukaryota, Fungi, Basidiomycota, Agaricomycetes, Agaricales, Marasmiaceae. The coding region runs from base 17 to 547 and encodes 176 amino acids. The record is from RefSeq and is a predicted model, not a curated record. The transcript is spliced from 3 exons.